This is a messenger RNA of Salvia miltiorrhiza (redroot sage), 1011 nucleotides long. Its product is annotated as alpha-1,3-arabinosyltransferase XAT3-like. Lineage: Eukaryota; Viridiplantae; Streptophyta; Magnoliopsida; Lamiales; Lamiaceae. The transcript is spliced from 2 exons. The record is from RefSeq and is a predicted model, not a curated record. Gene Ontology annotation, molecular function: glycosyltransferase activity. Bases 1 to 1011 code for a protein of 336 amino acids.
AUGACUCUCUACAUACCCUCCGAUGACGAUUGGCACAAUGAGACGACGAUGCGACCCUACCCGUGGCAUGGAUAUGAGGCGGGAAUCACGCCCGUCCGCAUGAUUCAAUACAACAACACCACCGCUCCUCCACCCUGCGAGUUCCACCACGACGUCCCCGCCGUGGUGUUCUCCUCGGGGUAUAUCGGAAACUCGUACCACGAAAUGAGCGAGAUAAUCAUCCCCCUCUUCCUCACCACCAAGCACUUCCAGUCGCGCGUGGUCUUCAUCAUCGAGGACUAUCAACCCUCCUUCAUCGCCAAAUAUAGCACCAUCUUAACUCGUCUGUCGGCUCACGAGCUGAUGAAUCCGGCUGCAAACGCCACUGUCCACUGCUUCCCUGCUUCGAUCGUGGGGCUCAAAUAUCAUGGCAUUCUGGCGCUGAAUCCGAGAGACAUCCCUGGAGGCUACGGAAUGCCCGAAUUCAGGCAUUUCAUGUUUGAGACAUUCGGUCUGAGGAUUGAGCACGUGUCGCAGAUAGCUAGACCCAGGUUGUUGCUUCUGUCACGUAAGCGUACAAGGAGGUUCCUGAAUGAAGACGAAAUCAUCAACAUGAUCAAGGAUGUAGGGUUUCAAGUGAUUGUGCUGAUAAACUCGUGCAACGUGCUUCUCGGUGUCCACGGCGCCGGCCUCACCAACGGUGUAUUCUUGCCUAGGGGCGCCGUCAUCAUCCAAGUAGAACCACUCAACCUGGAGUACUUUUCUAAAGUUAUAUUCGAAGACAAUGCGCGUGCAAUGGGGAUGCAAUACUUGCGCUACAAGAUUGAAGACUACGAGAGUUCGCUGCUCAAAGUAUUCGGCCGCAAUAGUUCAGUCAUAACUGAUACAAGCUCAGUGUACAGACACCAUGGGAUCUUGGCUUCAAGAGACGUGUUUUAUGAUCAACAAAAUGUGAAGCUCAAUCUUGCUCGAUUUAGGGAGACCGUAGUCAAAGCGCUUAGUAUUGUUACGGAUUCCACUACCCAAACCUAG